Messenger RNA from Trichoderma harzianum CBS 226.95, 1539 nucleotides. RefSeq lists its product as hypothetical. Lineage: Eukaryota; Fungi; Ascomycota; Sordariomycetes; Hypocreales; Hypocreaceae. Gene Ontology annotation, molecular function: RNA polymerase I core promoter sequence-specific DNA binding; TBP-class protein binding. The record is from RefSeq and is a predicted model, not a curated record. The coding region runs from base 1 to 1539 and encodes 512 amino acids. Gene Ontology annotation, cellular component: RNA polymerase I core factor complex. Gene Ontology annotation, biological process: nucleolar large rRNA transcription by RNA polymerase I. The transcript has a single exon.
AUGUUUGCACGCCUCAAAUCCGACAACGAAGUCAGGGCCAAGUCCAAUGCCGACGUCAACACCAAUGGAAACCUCAACGGGAAUGCGGCAGUCCAGCAGACUCGCGAGCCAGAGCGCUAUCAGAGCUCUGCUCCGCCAGCCUUCUCGUCGGCUGUAGAACGAAGGGAAUUGGCGGACAGCGCUCGAGUUCCUGUCCCCGGAGCCAAUGCUCGCCAGCCCAGCGCACAUCAGCGGAGAUUUAGCCAGCCGCCGCCCGAGUCGGUGCAGCGAUCCCAUUCGCAGUCCCCAGCCAGCCAACAUCGCCCCAUGGACAUAUUUACGGGCUCCCAAUUAGGCGACAGCUUUAUGAAUUCUGGCCUAACAACGCCGCAGUACGAGCCAUCCGAAGCCGAUCACGAACCAAUGCCGGAUAAGAAGAAUACAGUCGUUACUGCUUCGGCUCCUGCUGUCUCUAUCGCUGCUCCGGCCGCCAUCACCAGACCUGCCCCCCGCUACAACUUUGAUAGGAGAUUUCUCCCAAAUGACGGUGCCGCCUUUCAGCUCGGAGAAGACCUCCUCAUGAGAGUAGUUCCAGCUAAUGGACACCGUAACGCCGCAUCCACAUACAUGAACGAUGGGUUUAAUAGAACCGCCGUCAAUGGGUACAGCAGACCACCUGGAAACUAUCGACCAACCUACGCUCGACUAGAGGCAUCGCCAGAGAAACAGCCCGUCUUGCCCAUGCGUGAUAUCAAGGUUCGACAUGUGCCGAGGCCGAGACAGUUUGAGUACGACGACAGAGAAAAGAGGAGCACAUCACCUGCUUUUGCAAACAGAGGGCGGCCGAUGAGAGAUAGAAUAGACGAUUUUCGCCCAAUGGCCAGAUUUAGAGACCUAGAGGAGGUAGAAGAUGAAGAGGGGGCAGCUUACGAAGAGGAGCAUGGAGACCAGGACGAUGGCACAUCCACUGUGGGUGGCCGCGAAGACGGGCAUGCUACUCCGAGAGUAAGAGGGCAUCCUCUAUCACCACAUCGAGCUGCGCUGGAGCGCCUCAUGACAACAACCAUUCCACCUUUUAAGCCAGCGGCGCCCAAAGACAAGAAACGUAGACGAGGAAGUCUCGAUUACGACGACAUGGCUCUCAGCAACAUGGCCUACGCCGAUCUCGAUAAAGAACCAUUCGACUUUGACCCCUCUAAGGCGACAACGCCGACUAGUUCAGGUGCUCCUGCAGGUACUGUGGAGGCCCGCGUCGCUAGGAUAGAGCAGGGUAUGCGCCAGAGCGAGAAGGAGCAGCGCCUCAUGUUUGCAAACAUGGAUUUUGACGACUGGGAAGAGGCGGGUGACUGGUUUGCCGAGCAGUUCUCCGAGAUUAUGCAUAAAAUGAGGGUGGUUAGGCGUAACAAGCGGAAAAUGAUGAGGGAGUUUGAGGACGAGGCAGCUUCUCGCGAGGAGGCGGUCCGGGAACAGACCGUGGCUAUUGACAAAAAACUGAACCGGAUGCUGCAGGAGGGCCAGCGUUUGAUGACUCCAAACGACGCCAAGUCUGCCCAGCAGUGA